AGUUUACAUUCUACAAAAGCAACGAAUUCUGAGAGAUGAGCGGCAUUUUACAAAGCACGGAUACUCUUCGAUUAACGGAGAAAUCUACAACAGUUGGAAGUGUUCUAACAUCCGACUAUAUCUACUAUAAUUACGAAUAUGACGAGUAUAUGUACCCAGGAUAUCCAUUUGAACGGCCGUUCUACUUGUUCAUUUGGGAGAUUCUAGUCAUCAUAACAUUCAUUUUGAACUUCAUCGUGCUAUCAGUGUUUAUCCGAAGGAAAAUGCUCAGUCCAACGAUGGUCAUACUAUCUGCCAUCGCUAUUUCGGAUUCUCUGACCGGACUCGUGACCUUGCCGGCAUAUAUCCUGGUUUUCCAAGAACAUGAGUCCGCACUUACCCCAGAAACAUUAAUGACUUAUGACAUUCAUUAUGAUCAGUUUGAUGGGCAUGAUAAUCAAGCGGAGAUAAAAGAUGUAGAAAUGACUGACUUUGUCACACUCACUAUAGCAAAUACAACGCAAUAUUACGAAACAUAUACUAUGGCUCCUAUUGAAGGAUAUACACUGUCGAAAAAUCUUUGCCGUUGCUUUAUGGUCACAAAGUUUUUCUUGUCCAGCUCAUUUCAUACUAUAUCAAUGUAUUUGACGCUUUUCCUUGGAAUACAAAGGUACAGUUCAAUAGCUAACCCGUUUACAAACGAGAUGACUUUCAGUUUUAAAAGAACGGUGAUUUAUUGCGUGGUGAUAUUUGUGCUUACACCGGCAUUGCACUCGUACCAUUUAUUUGGAGAGAGAGCCACUAACGGCAUGUGCCAAUGGGAAAUAACCGAUACCCAAUGUAGCGCAGAUUGUAUCUAUCUAUGGGCAGCGUUCGUUAUUCGGCAUUUCAUACCAUGUUUGGCGCUUAUUUUCUUUACUGUCAUGUUUAUAUGCAAAUUACGAAAAGUCGGACGACAGUUCGUGAAAAUGUCAAGUUGCAAGAGGCAAAUUAUGACAAGAAUAAAAGAUAAUCGACGUAUAUCUUUCGUCGUCACAGCAAUUGUGAUUUGUCGUCUGCUACCAGAAAUCCCGUAUUGUAUCUUCCUCCUAUAUAACGGAAUAGAUAAAUCUGUUAACAACGGGAAGAACAUUCACUUAAAAACGAACAGAAUGUUUCAUAUGUCUUAUGAAUUAGCACUGAUGAUUUCGUUCCAGUGUAACUUUUACAUAUAUGUGAUUUUUAAUAGGAACUUUCGAAGUUGUCUUUUCGGAAAAUGCAAAACGUGUACGAAAGAUGGGUGUGAAAGUCGUCUGAAACAAGAGGGCAAGCAUUGUGGGCGUUUUUCUGACACAGCCUUGACAAGUAUCGCGGAUAGAGAUUGACGAGAGCGUCUGAUUUUAAACGAACCAAUGAAACAACAAUCCAUAUAUAGCUGGGUGAAUAUUGACCAAUCACGGAAUUGCAAUACUUAAAGGCCUCCGCGCAAUUAUGGACGCUUCGGCAUUGUUACUUGUAUCUAGUUAAGUCAUGAUUUAUGAAUGCGUGCUUCAUGUAAAUAAAUAAGUAAAUAUAAA
Messenger RNA from Ruditapes philippinarum (Manila clam), 1535 nucleotides. RefSeq names its product sex peptide receptor-like. Gene Ontology annotation, cellular component: membrane. Gene Ontology annotation, biological process: G protein-coupled receptor signaling pathway. Bases 36 to 1343 code for a protein of 435 amino acids. NCBI's taxonomy places the organism in Eukaryota, Metazoa, Mollusca, Bivalvia, Venerida, Veneridae. Gene Ontology annotation, molecular function: G protein-coupled receptor activity. The record is from RefSeq and is a predicted model, not a curated record. The transcript has a single exon.